This is a messenger RNA of Suillus subalutaceus, 2421 nucleotides long. RefSeq lists its product as uncharacterized. NCBI's taxonomy places the organism in Eukaryota, Fungi, Basidiomycota, Agaricomycetes, Boletales, Suillaceae. The record is from RefSeq and is a predicted model, not a curated record. The coding region runs from base 1 to 2421 and encodes 806 amino acids. The transcript is spliced from 13 exons.
AUGGACCUGUGUUUUCCCUUCAGCGACUCAAUACAUUUUUCCAAUGACGCUGGUCCCCGUCGUCUCACCAGCUCCCAGAAAAGGGCUAAUCAAUGGCGCAGAUGGUCUGAAGAUGUAAUUCCACGCAUGAUAGUGCCCUAUCUAUCAUACCUUCAAGAGACUGUAUCGCUACGUCAUGCCAACAUGCCAGCAAUACGUCAUCAGACUGAUGGAGAGUGCAGAACUGGGUGCAAAACUGCUUUCGAGGAAAUCACCAUCAUUGCCUGCCCUUGUUCGCCUACCCCGCUUCAGCUUCUUCGUUGCGGGUUUUUUCCAUGCGCGCCCGUGGCACCCUCCCUGGCGGUCGACUUACGACUUCUUGAGUUUGUCCGCCUUCAUUUUCUUCAUCAGUCCCCCAACCAAACGGCGUGGUGUGAUGCGCUGGAGACAUUUCUGGACGGAAUGCAAUAUAAGUUGAGGCUGAAGAAUAGCUUACGGCGUCACUUCAGCAAUGCGUUCCACUGGUACCAGGUUUUGAUUGUAUUGGCUCAGGACUACAUCUCUAUGCUCGUCGUUGGUUCCCGGAAAGAUGAUGCUCGCGUGGACCAACCUAGUGAUUAUCUCCGCUCGCGGUGCCCACUCUGUUUUGGAGGGAAUGAUUGGCGAAAUGGAGCAAGAGAUUCUCUUCCUAUGCCAGAUGUUAUUGUUUGCAUUGACGCAUGCUUUACACAGAAACGCUCUGCAAAUCCUCGCGGUGCUACUGGCAGUGAUCCUCCUAACCCGACACCAUCUUUCUUUCUACCGAUGGACGAUGUGAAAGCAAUGGAAGAUUUUGUUGAAAGGGCGGAACCUGAUGAAGAUAGCUAUGAGGAGGGCAUGCGCAUACCAGUAUCUGUCUUGAAUGGAUGUGGUGACUCCUUCAUUGCUGCAGAUGAAAAGCGGGAGAAGGCAAGUACUCGUUUCUUUACCGAUACUGGCCUCAUGGCACUGGUUUGUAGACAUGACCGUAUGACCAUCGGGCUUUUGUACGAUAUCGGAUGCCAGCUCAAACAGAGCUGUCGCAAGUGGAAUUUCCUGGACGAUUCUACUCUAUCUCACAUUGCAUUUGCUGUUGCUGCGUGUCAGAUCGGAUUUGGCUUGUCUGAUGGUGAAGGAUGCGAACGAUUAUGGAGUUUCCUCAAGCCUCUCAUCCCUUCCCUGCGUGUAUCAGGGGUAUACUCGAAAUCUUUGCAAGGAUUUGGACACUGGCUCCAUCGGCGUUGGAUCCACUGUCAAUCAAAGAAGAAUGAUGCGCUGGACCGUUUACAUGCAUUGGAGUUGGACGAGAAUAUGCUCCGUGUAGAGUGGAAGGCCCAGGUUGAUCACCAGACGCGACCCACACCACGACAAUCUAGAAAUAAGGUAGUGGAGGUGAUUACCAUUAUCCUAGCACUAGAGAAGACGCUACAAACUCAGGAAGCCUCCAUACGCGAACUCGAGAUGCAACUCCAUGCUGUCCGUGUCUCUAAUAUUGGGGAACUCAAUCUGCAGCUUGUAGAUGCUCGGUCCCGGUAUAAAAAAACCGCUGACACUCUCCGACGUCAUCGAGCAGCACUUGGAACGGAAGACAAGGUCAACCUGGAGAAGAUGAAGAAGGAUAUACCUUACACUGAGCGUAAACUUCAUGCGAAUACGCAACACUCAAUCGAACGCCGAGAGCCUGGCAUCCUCAAAUUAAUUACUACCUACAAUGGUUUGUGCUCACAACUACGGUCUCUUAUUCAACAGCGGCGAGCACCCCCUUCUGCUGUUCCCCCUCAUAUCAUCCCGCGUGAUGGCAUCUUUCAGCUCGACAUUGAUGACGACAUCUGGCAAGAUGUUGGGCUAGAUGAUGACCCUCUGAACCCUCCAGCAUGGCUAUCGGAUGACAAGGUCAGGAAUGGUAUCCGGUUGCAACUUGAAGCUGACCGGGCCGUCCUUCAAGAAUGGAUGUUAGCAGAGUGGGACAGUACGCAAACUGCCUUGAAUAAAGCAGUCGCAGAUCCAGUGAUGUCUUUCCACCUUGGGUCUCGCGCAGAUGAACUUGUCAACAUCUGCGUCAUCUGGAGGAAAAAGGUUCAGUGUAUUCCGUGCGUGUGGCCUAUGAUUGCGAGUUGGGGACCCUCAGACGAGGCUUUGGUUCAAGCCGCUUUUAGUCAGGCACGAUCAUCGUUUUGGGAUGAGGAUGAUGAUGACGAGAGUUUGGAAGGAGAUAGAGAGGGUGAUGGAGAGAGUGACCUGGAGUAUGGCGAAAUUGAAGAUGAGGAACUGAUGGAUGCUAUUGAGGAGAUUGCAUUGGCAGAUGCAUAUAGGUAUGACCAGAAUAAGGAGCUCGUGGAUGACCUGGAUGACUUGGAUGACAUUGAUAAUGACUUCAUGCCUUCUUCCCCUAUAAAAUCGUUACACAAGCGGCGCAACAUGUAG